AUGCUUUUCACUCGUGCGUCCGCUACUAUCUACACAACUGUCCUGGUUGCUAUAGCCUUGCUUGUAACCAUUCCCUUAAUGACCGAAGCUGCUGACUGUACUGUCGAUUGCGCGCCUAUUAAUGCAAGGAUUGUCUUCUGCGGCAAUGUCAGGGACGGUUUACAGGAUAAUAUGCCUGCAAUCGGCAUUGAUCCUCGACUCGAUGAUUGUCUUUGUACAGAAGAUAACCUCCAGCUCUACACUCGAUGCUUGGCCUGCAAGGAUUUGAACAACGCUGGCAACCUUAAAAAGAAGUUCAUUUCUGACUGUCGGGUGAAUGACCCUAACCGCGACCUUGGCGAUGUUGGGGACAAUACCAAUAAUGCCCCAUCAUAUUCUAGUUCAUCUUCAAACGUUGCCUUGACAUUUGUCUCUGUCGCUAUAGCAAUAGCUCUUGGUCUUUAAAAC
Lobosporangium transversale is the source of this 447-nucleotide messenger RNA. RefSeq lists its product as hypothetical. The transcript has 2 exons. The coding region runs from base 1 to 444 and encodes 147 amino acids. NCBI's taxonomy places the organism in Eukaryota, Fungi, Mortierellomycota, Mortierellomycetes, Mortierellales, Mortierellaceae. The record is from RefSeq and is a predicted model, not a curated record.